Aspergillus aculeatus ATCC 16872 is the source of this 3116-nucleotide messenger RNA. Its product is annotated as M28 family metallopeptidase. The coding region runs from base 215 to 2860 and encodes 881 amino acids. The record is from RefSeq and is a predicted model, not a curated record. Lineage: Eukaryota; Fungi; Ascomycota; Eurotiomycetes; Eurotiales; Aspergillaceae. The transcript is spliced from 2 exons. Gene Ontology annotation, molecular function: carboxypeptidase activity.
UCCCUUUCUACCUUACCCGUUCCCCAUCCCCCCCUCCAUCGUUUCGGGGGGAACUCCCUUUGCCAAUCAUUUUCUAGGCUCGCCAUUCGGGGAGCAUGUUUGCGCUUGUAUCCUUUGCCUCAUUCAGAUCAUGAUCCCACUGAUUCUCCGCUGAUUUCUGUAUCUGUGAUACUAUCUACGCCGCACGGCUCCCGGGAGCUCCAUACCUCCCGCCAUGGGUAACGAUCAGAAGUUCGAAUACGAAUCCCUGCCGAUUCCUACCUACGAGGAGGCCAUCGGUGCCCGUCCUGGCUCUUCCCGGUCCCAUCUCGAUUCGUCCGACGAAGCAGGCGACAAUGCUGAACGACAAGGCCUUCUUCACCGGAGUGGUCCGGAUACCACUCCGCGGGCGGAGGCCCGACCUCGUGGCUAUCAGCCUCCCACCGUCGAGUCCGCCCGCAAUAGUAUCGAUGACCUCGACUCGACCGGCUCGAGAUCGGAACGAGGGUCCAUGGAAGAGUUGCAACGGGAACUCGACCAGAUGGACGUGGAAGAUGGCCCGCAAUCAUCCUCUCGCCGCUCACAGUUGCGGUCGCGAUUCUCGAAGCGCUUCAACAACUUGACUCGCUCCCUCUCUUCCUUCAACCUACCAUUUCGCCGCUUCCUCCCUACGUUUCGGUUCACGAUACGUCUCGACGAGGCUCGUGCAGGACUGAAGAACAAUGCGUGCAUGCUAUUACUACGUCUUUUCGGAGUGUUCCUGGUGGUCACCGUUGUUUACAUCUUCUUCAUAUCGGACAUCUUCAACAUGAAUACUCGAUUUAUCAUGGGACAGUCAUACAGUGCCGCGUCCGUGGAGAACUUUGUUCAGGGACAUAUCAACGAGACCAAUAUCGCCGAGAAUCUGAAAAAGCUGACCGCCUACCCUCAUAUGGCCGGUACGGAAGGUAGUUAUGUGCUUGCCGAAUGGGUGGAAUCGGAGUUCAAAAAGGCGGCGUUCGACGAGGUUGAAAUGGAGGAAUUCCAGGUAUACUUGAACUACCCUACUACCGACGGCAGACGGGUGGCUAUUGUGGACCCUCCUCAAUUGGCCUGGGAGGCAGCGCUGGAGGAGAAAGAAGAGCAAACGUUGGUUUUCCACGGACAUUCAAAAUCUGGGAACGUCACGGGUCACCUUGUCUAUGCCAAUUUCGGCUCUCGCGAGGAUUUCCACUACCUAGCAGAGCAAGGCAUCGACGUGAAUGGAUCCAUAGCGCUGGUCCGCUAUGGAGGCACGGAGUCUGAUCGUGCUCUCAAAGUCAAGGCCGCCGAACUUGCUGGCGCGGUAGGCUGCAUCAUUUAUUCGGAUCCGGCGCAGGAUGGCUUUGUCCAGGGUCCUGCCUACCCCGAGGGACGUUAUAUGCCGGCCGAUGGAACACAACGCGGGGCAGUCAGUCUGAUGUCGUGGGUCGUCGGAGAUGUCCUCUCGCCCGGGUUUGCCUCUACGCCAGAUGAAAAGAAGAGGCUCAAACCAGAGGAAAGCCCGGGACUGACGAGAAUUCCCAGCAUUCCGCUUGCCUGGCGCGACGCCCAGAGGCUUCUUCAAGUCCUGGAUGGCCAUGGUGCGCAAGUGCCAGAAAAGUGGGUUGGCGGCGUUCCGGAGGUGAAACAGUGGUGGACGGGAGCCAAGUCCUCGCCAACCGUCAAUCUUAUGAACCUCCAAGACGAGGUGGAAAGACAGCCCAUCUACAACGUGGUUGGCAGGAUUAUCGGCUUGGAACAACCGGAGAAGAAGAUCAUCAUUGGCAAUCACCGUGACUCAUGGUGUCUCGGAAGCGCCGACCCUGGCAGCGGUACCGCAGUGUUCCUGGAGCUGGUUCGAGUCUUCGGGGAACUUCUCACCUUCGGCUGGCGUCCUUUGCGCACUAUCGAAUUCAUCAGCUGGGAUGCCGAAGAAUACAACCUCGUCGGUUCGACAGAGCAUGUGGAGAAAGAAUUGAAGUCGCUCAAGGAGAACGCUUACGCCUACAUCAAUGUCGACGUGGGAGUUAGCGGUCACGAAUUCGAGGCCGCUGGGUGUCCCAUCUUUGAGCGGGUCGUCACGCAGAUUCUUGGCCGCAUCGCAGAUCCCAUCAGUAAUGAAACCCUGAAGGAUUUGUGGCAGAAGAACAAGAAGAGACUGGGUCCGCUGGGAGCCGGGAGCGAUUAUGUGGCUUUCCAGGAUAUCGCUGGAACCUCCAGCGUGGACUUUGGCUUCGCUGGCGAACCGUUCCCUUACCACAGCUGCUACGAGAAUUAUGACUGGAUGACGAAAUUUGUCGAUCCCGAGUUUCAGUACCACAAGAUCCUUGGUCAAUUUUGGGGUCUUCUGAUCCUUCAGAUCGCAGACAGCCCAAUCCUGCCCUAUGACCUCGAAGGCUAUGCGAAUCACGUGGGUGGUUAUGUCAGCGACUUGGAACAGUAUGCCAAGUCGAAGAGUGUUCCCAUCGCUGAAGCAGCAUCGGAGGCCACGGUCACCUUCAAGCCUCUAUAUGAGGCGGCCGUGAAGUUCAAGGCUGACGCGGAGCACUUCCAGCAGUGGGGUCAGAUCUGGCACGAUGCUGUUUGGGGCGCUGGCGGAUUUGAGAACAACGUGAUGGCUGUGCAGCGACUGUCGUAUAACGCGCGGAUGGCUCAUUUUGAGACUAAUCUUUUGGACGACCGACCAGAUGGCGGAGUACCGAACCGCACGCAAUUCAAGCACGUGAUCUUCGGGCCUGAAUUAUGGUCUGGCUACGAUCCGACCCUUUUCCCAGCCAUACGAGACAGUAUCGACGCGGGCAACUGGACUCUUACUCAGGAGUGGAUUGAUCGAGUCUCAGACAUCAUCUCCAGCGCGAGUAAUAGCCUUGUUCACGACUGAUACUUUGGGUCCACAUGUCGUCUAUAAUCAUUCCACUUUCUAUAGAAAAUACCCCUCCCCCUCUUGUUUUUCUGUCUGUCUCAGCUGCGGUGGCCACCAAGCAGCACCACAUCACACCUGUUAUAUACAUGCUCACCUUUCACACCACCAACUCCACUGCACAGUCUCCCUCUGUUUUUUGUUCUAUGUUCCAUUCUGUGUGUAUCAUUUGCGCCGCAUCUUGAGAGAAUCUGGCCUCACAAAUAACCCCCUCCCC